AUGGCGCUCAUCACCAUCAUCUUGACAGUCAUUCUCAUCGCUACCUACUCCCUCCUAACCCUCGUCCGCAAAUGGCAAAAAGCCCCCUCCACCAAACCACUCUCCGUCAACUACCACUUCACCCGCAAAUGCAACAAAACCUGCGUCUUCUGCUUCCACACCGAAAAAAUCUCCCACAUCGCCACAGACACAGACAUGAAGCGCGGACUAAAACUCCUCCAAGAAGCCGGAAUGAAAAAGAUUAAUUUCGCAGGCGGAGAACCAUUUCUCUACCCAGCCAAACUCGGCAUGUUAUGCCAAUUCUGCAAACAAGACCUCGCAUUGGAAUCCGUAUCGAUUAUUUCCAACGGGACCAAAAUCACGAAAAAAUGGUUGGAGAAAUAUGGUCGGUAUGUAGAUGUUUUGGGGGUGAGCUGUGAUAGUUUCAACGAAACUACUAAUAUCAAAAUCGGACGAGGAACGGGGGAGAAUGUCAAGACGUUAUUCUUGAUUAGAGGUUGGUGUCGAGAAAUGGGGAUUAAAUUCAAACUCAACACUGUAGUUCUACGAUGGAAUUGGGAAGAGGAUAUGGCGUCGACGAUCACCUUGUUGGAUCCCUUCCGAUGGAAAGUCUUUCAAGUUUUGCCCGUUGGAGGGGAAAAUGAUGCUUCUACAAUGGAGACGUUGCUCGAUCAGCGGAAACGGAAUGUGAGAGAUGUGUUGGUUAGUAAGGAGCAAUUUGGGGAUUUUUGUAGAAGACAUGAGCAUUUGGAUUGUUUUGUGCCGGAGACGAAUGAGCUUAUGGCUAAGAGUUAUUUGAUUUUGGAUGAGUAUUUGAGGUUUUUGGAUAAAGGGGAUGGAGUUGAGAGGGCUUCGGCGUCGAUUUUGGAGGUUGGGGUUUGUGAGGCGCUGGCUCAGGUUGAGUGGGAUCAGGAGGCGUAUGUGAAGCGUGGUGCGGUUUAUGAAUGGAGUCGGGAUUUGGUGGAGGGGGAAGAAGGAUGUGGUAAUGGCUCUGCAAAGGAGCUUGAUUGGUAG
Molecule: messenger RNA, 1014 nt
Organism: Ramularia collo-cygni
Lineage: Eukaryota; Fungi; Ascomycota; Dothideomycetes; Mycosphaerellales; Mycosphaerellaceae
Product: related to Radical S-adenosyl methionine domain-containing protein 2
Exons: 1
Coding region: 1-1014 (337 amino acids)
Molecular function (GO): catalytic activity; 4 iron, 4 sulfur cluster binding
Source: RefSeq, a predicted model, not a curated record